AUGACAGCCACCACUUUCCCCAGACACAUCCCUUCCAUCCCUUACAGCGAUCCCCCAAGUCGCCUCCAAACGCUCGAUAUCUGGCUUCCCCGGCCUCUCGAGGAGACAACGUCUCAAAAUGCCAACGCGAUAUGGCUAGUCUACAUCCACGGCGGCGCAUGGCGCGACCCAGAAAUCGAGGCGAUAAGUUUUGAACACACCAUCAAACACCUCGUCGCCUCGCAUGCCUCAACCCUGGCCAACAUUGCUGGUAUUGCGAGUCUAAACUACAGGCUCUCGCCUUACCCGGACCACAAAACGCAACCAAGCACGCCCAGCGACCCAGCGCGCUCCGCUAGACACCCCCAACAUAUCCGCGACGUCGGCCACGCAGUACAAUACCUACAGCGCGAAUACUCUGUAAAAAGAUGGAUUGGAAUAGGCCAUUCCUGCGGCGCUACCAUGCUUUGCCAACUCAUCAAUGGUAUUGGUCUGACGCCUGAACUUAUUCCAGCGCCGGGACCAGAAGCCUUGAUCUUGAUCUCAGGCUUAUACAACCUCCCGCUGCUCAUCCGUAACCAUCUUCCGCCUACGACUCCAGCGCCUAUUGCGAAAAUCUACAGGGACUUUAUGGAGCUGGCUUUUGGCGAGGACGAAGCAGAGUGGCAGAAGGCGUCACCGGUUACGUUCAAGUAUAAUGCGCAACAGUGGCCUGAAGGGAAGCUAUUGAUACUAUGUCAUAGCUAUGAAGAUGAGCUGGUAGAGAGGGCGCAGAGGGAUGUUAUGUGUGUUGCGCUGGAUAGGGAGGGGUGGAAUACAGUAAUGGAGGUUGGAGAUGAGGAGGACCAAGUAAAGGCUGAAGGGAGGAGAGUAGUCAAUGUGCGGGAUCUAAAGGGUGGCCACGAUUGGAUUUGGAAGGAUGGAAAGCAGAUCGCGAUGUUGGCCGCUGAAGCUGUAGAACGAUUAGUGUAG
Molecule: messenger RNA, 951 nt
Organism: Alternaria atra
Lineage: Eukaryota; Fungi; Ascomycota; Dothideomycetes; Pleosporales; Pleosporaceae
Exons: 1
Coding region: 1-951 (316 amino acids)
Molecular function (GO): arylformamidase activity
Source: RefSeq, a predicted model, not a curated record